This is a messenger RNA of Penicillium egyptiacum, 858 nucleotides long. The record is from the annotation of a GenBank genome assembly. Lineage: Eukaryota; Fungi; Ascomycota; Eurotiomycetes; Eurotiales; Aspergillaceae.
AUGGGUCGUCCAUCCAGCCUGCAUCUAGCCAACCGGCUGACCGAGUACGCAGGCGGAGUGAACAUUUGGCUGAAGCUCGAGGACUUGAACGACACUGGCUCUUACAAGAUUAAUAACGCCUUGGGUCAGAUUCUCAUUCCUCGCAGACUCGGUAAGACGGAGAUUAUCGCGGAGAUGGGAGCAGGCCAACACGGCGUCGCCACCGCUACUGUCUGCGCCAAAUUCAGCAUGAAAUGUACCAUCUACGGUGCGGAGGAUGUCCGUCGACAGGCGUUGAAUGUCUUCCGGAUCCGUUUGUUGGAUGCUACUGUUAUCCCCGUCGAGUCGGGAUCGCGUACCUUCCAGGACGCGGUGAACGAGGCCUUCCGUGCGUGGAUUGUGCGCCUGGACACUACGCAUUAUAUUAUCGGCUCAGCAAUUGGACCUCACCCCUUCCCUACGAUGGUCCGCACGUUCCAGAGUGUGAUCGGAGAGGAAACUAAGACCCAGCCACGGGACCUAGGCAAGAGUCCCGACGCCGUGGUCGCUUGUGUGGGAGGUGGCUCGAACGCAACGGAAAUGUUCUAUCCCUUCUCCGACGAUAUGUCUGUCCAGUUGGUUGGCGUGGAAGCUAGUGGAGAUGGCCUAGACACAGCGCGGCAUUCAGCCACGCUAAGUGGUGGCUCGAUGGGAGUUUUGCAUGGUGUUCGGACGUAUGUCCUACAGGAUGAACAAGGCCAGAUCUCCAACACUCACUCCAUCUCUGCGGGACUCGAUUACCCGGGAGUCGGACCGGGGCUGGCGAACUGGAAGGAGGGCAACAGGGCUACAUUCCUCUCGGCAAGGAUGCACAGGCCCUACAGGGCUUCCGCCUGCUGA